AAGACUAUUAUCACCGAUGGAUGCGCUCAACACUCGACCCAAACCACAACCACUCAUAACUGGCCAUUGGAUACACAGACAACACCUGUCGGCCACCGAUCGGAGACAAUCACUACUGAAGACCAGUUAAUGACCGCCGAAGAAGUGGUAAAUGAAAGACAGAUAGAGAUAGACACUGGAAGUGAUGGAUGUGUUGACAACACAAAUAACGAGACAAUGAGUGACGACAAGGAGUCAGUAAUUGAUAAAAAUGGCGAGACUUUAACUAUAGCUGAAGACCAACAGCUGUCCUGUCGAUCACCUGUCGUGUCGUUUGGGUGCGAUUACGAUGGCUGCGACUUUCUGGCCGCCGAACAGUCACUUCUGGACAGUCAUCGCGAGAGUCACGAGAGAUCUGACGGACAAUUUCGCUGCGAUUACGACGGAUGCGAUGGGAGUUAUAACACUGAAAGGGGACUCAAAAUUCACCGCCGUUUGAGUGGACACUAUACGGAAGGCGGGGCCGGCCGUACGAUUCCGGGGCCGCCCUAUGCCUGUCAAUGGCCUGACUGUACGAACACUUCGAGGUCUAUGCGUGAUCUCGAUCGACACGUGGCGGCCAAACACACCGAUGAGCGGCCGUACGGUUGCGACGACUGUCGCAAACGGUACGUCCGGAGCGAUCAACUCGAAGAGCAUCGGCGGCUAAAUCACUCAUCGGAACCGAUGGAAGUGUUAAAAUGCCAUUUCAAAGGCUGUCACUUCGAGACCACCGCAACGAAUACUCUGAGGCAACACUUGGACCGUCACUACAAACUUCUGACCGAAAUCUGCCCGAAGAGCGACUGCGCGAAGAGGUUUAUGAAUAAGGCUCAACUCAAGCGGCAUAUGUCUGUCCACUCGGACGUUAAGCCGUAUCGCUGCCAAUGGCCGGGCUGUGAGUCGUCGUACACGCGGGUCGACGCUCUGACCGAUCAUCACCGCAAACAUACCGGCGAUUUGCAGUACGCGUGCGAUGACUGCUCCAAACGGUUCCCGUCAAAGAACAGUCUCGGAGACCACCGUCGGCGGCAACACCUCUUCCCGGACCGCAAGCGGUUCCGAUGCGAUGUCGUCGGCUGUGCGUACGAAACAAACCACAGAUACGACUUCAAGAUUCACGGACUGAAACACUUAAAUAUCAGACAAUUCGCGUGCGAAGAGAGCGACUGCGGGAAGCGGUUUGUGACGGCGCGGGCGCUUCGGAAACACCAGCUCUGCCACAGCGACGACCGCUCGAAGACCAAAGACUUUCGAUGCGAUUACAAGGGCUGUCGUUACGCCGCCACCAGUGGCGAGGCUCUCACGAAACAUAAGCGAUGGCGACAUGAGAUCGACCGGCGGUUCGUGUGCUCCGUUGCCGACUGCGGGAAGCGUUUCUUUACCCGAAAAGAUCUUAAGCGCCAUACGACAAGUCACAGCACUGAACGGCCGUUUCGGUGCGAUUGGCCCGCAUGUGAGGCCACUUUGAAGUCGCAGAUAGCGUUGGACAGUCACCUGCUUAGACACGGGAAUGUCCGCGAGUUUGUCUGUUCGCACGACGGGUGCGGCAAAAGUUUUGUGACCAAAGGUGAUGUCCGCAUACAUGAGGGCAGUCACGAACUCCCGUACGCUUGUGAGUGGCCGGAGUGUGACCAACGGUUCCGGACAAGGGUUCGCCUCAACACACAUGUGAACGAUCACAACGGGGUUAAGCCAUACAAGUGUUCAAUGGAUGGCUGCGAGAAAUGUUUUGCCAGCAAAAACUAUCUCAACCGACAUCACAGAGAAGUUCAUAAAAUGUUUUCACGUGUGAAGUGA
This is a messenger RNA of Medioppia subpectinata, 1818 nucleotides long. The record is from the annotation of a GenBank genome assembly. NCBI's taxonomy places the organism in Eukaryota, Metazoa, Arthropoda, Arachnida, Sarcoptiformes, Oppiidae.